CGAUUCGUCACGCACCAUUUCCGCGUCAUGUUAUCCCCCGCUGCACUUCCACCUGCUUCUCCCAGCACGGGACAGUCUGCUGACUUAGCAAAAGGUAUAAGUACACAAGGGGGCAAGCGCUAGCUAUAGUAGCGGAUAUCAUCCGAACACCUAUGACGAUGAAUCUCACCGUGAAAAUGGACGGGCCCGAUCCCAUCAUGCUCAGUCUCUUCGCGAACCGCUUCAUGAGCAUUGCUGAAGCAAUGGGGCAGGCACUGAAGAAGACUUCCAUAAGUACAAAUAUUAAAGAGAGGCUGGAUUACUCUUGCGCUCUGUUCGCCCCGGAUGGCGAUCUUGUGGCGAAUGCACCUUUUAUUCCGAUUCAUCUUGGGUCUAUGAGCUUUGCCGUCAAAUACCAAAUGAAUUUACUCGGCAAAGGUCUCAGAGAGGGGGAUGUGAUAAUGACAAACUCACCCCAGGCUGGGGGAAGUCAUUUACCGGACAUCACCAUUAUUACACCCGUAUUCGAUGAACAGACAAAGGAAAUCAUCUUCUUCACCGCAUCUCGGGGACAUCAUGCUGACAUAGGCGGCAUCCUGCCUGGCUCGAUGCCCCCGACAUCUGUAACCAUAUUCCAGGAGGGUGCCGAGAUACAAUCAUUCAAGAUUGUCAACAACCGGGUGUUCGAUCAUGAAGGUCUACAUAAUCGUAUGGUGGAUAAACCGGCAAGUUACCCAGGGAACAGUGGAUGUAGAAACUUCAGGGACGUCGAAAGCGAUCUGAAAGCACAAAUUGCCGCGAACCACAAGGGAAUCCAACUGAUUCAUGCGCUUGUUCGCGAGUAUGAUCUCAAAACGGUCCAAGACUACAUGUACCACAUCCGCGCCAAUGCAGAGCUCUCUGUCCGUAAUCUGCUGAAAACUGUGGUGAAGCGCCUCGGAAAGAACGAACUCGAAGCAGAGGAUUACCUUGACGAUGGUUCAGCGAUUCAUAUCAAAAUAAAUAUCAACGAAGUGGACGGCUCGGCAUUUGUAGAUUUUGAGGGGACGGGACCUGAGAUCCGUGGCAAUCUUAAUGCACCUAUUAGCGUCGUUCACGCGGCGGUCAUCUAUUGUGUGCGAUCCAUGCUCGACGUGGACAUCCCACUGAAUGCAGGGUGCCUAGUCCCUAUUCAGAUCAAAAUACCUGAGAAAUCGCUCCUCAGUCCAAGCCCCACAGCUGCUGUGUGCGCCGGGAACGUGCUAACUAGUCAGCGGAUCGUGGAUGUCGUGCUGAAAGCAUUUAAUGCAUGCGCUGCUAGUCAGGGAUGUUGCAACAAUCUCACAUUUGGCGUUGGCGGGAAAGACCAGAAUGGCGUCGUAACGAGAGGGUGGGGAUAUUACGAGACGAUAGCAGGCGGAUCAGGGGCUGGUCCAGGCUGGCAUGGGACUUCGGGCGUACACACCCACAUAACAAACACGCGCAUUGGAGAUGUCGAAAUUCUAGAACGUCGGUAUCCUGUUCUCCUGCACGAGAGGAGGGGAGAAUUUUCCGGAGGCGAUGGCGUUGUGAGAGAUAUCGAAUUCUUACAGCCUAUUCAAGUAUCAAUCCUAAGUGAGCGUCGUGUUCAUUCUCCUUAUGGCCUCGAAGGUGGAGGAGCGGGCCAACGGGGUCAGAACAUAUGGCUCAAGCAACUUCGGAAAGAGGAUGAUGACGUCCCUUCACCUGAGAAGGCAUCCAAGGAGAAUACGGAGCCAAGGAUUAUUAAUAUUGGAGGAAAGGCGACGGUUAUGAUGGGUAAAGGUGAUCAUAUUAUUAUACGAACGCCGGGUGGUGGAGCAUGGGGUACCCCGAAAAAGUGAGGUUGAGAUAUGCAGUUCUAAUGACAUUGUUCCAUAUGACGAGUCUUGUCUUACGCAUGAGGGUUUCUUGAUGAUGUUAGGCUCUCCUCAUUUAGUGUCCAAAGAGCGAGAAGGUAGGAACGCCACUUGGGCUCCUGUUUCUGGGUCGUGGAAGUUUUGUAUGGCUUAGUUCCGAGAUAACUUGUUCAAAACAUCAGCGACCCAUUCUAACACAGAUAACCGUCUAUUCGUCGUCAUAUCCUGUGACGGGCUGUCUAGGCGGUUUGGGAGGGGAUAAGAGGUAGGCGGCCUUUCUGGUGGCACAUAGCCGAGUUGUCUACGCAUUGGAGGCACAGUGAGCACCAUGACAGGACCAGUGAACCCGAGGAUCAGCGACCAGAAUAUGACUGGCUCCUCGUG
Molecule: messenger RNA, 2219 nt
Organism: Cantharellus anzutake
Lineage: Eukaryota; Fungi; Basidiomycota; Agaricomycetes; Cantharellales; Hydnaceae
Product: Hydantoinase B/oxoprolinase
Exons: 14
Coding region: 153-1820 (555 amino acids)
Biological process (GO): glutathione metabolic process
Cellular component (GO): cytosol
Molecular function (GO): 5-oxoprolinase (ATP-hydrolyzing) activity
Source: RefSeq, a predicted model, not a curated record